AUGCCCACCAAGAGACUAAGCGAUGGCAUGCGUCGUCGCUGUGCUGCAGCAUGCGAGAGCUGCAAACGCCGAAAAGAACGAUGCGACGGCAACUUGCCAUGUCGUCGGUGCGCCCUCCGAGAGAUCGCCUCCGAAUGUCGCUAUUCAACUCCAAAGCGGCGGGCGUCCGUCUCCUCACGCCAAAGUACCAGCAUAGGUUCACGGGAACCCCCAGACCUAGUGACAGAUAUGCUGCUGAGCUACUCGGCCGUUGCCCACGACCAACCUCUUCACCAGAGAGCGAGCCAGCUUGGAGACUCCUUCUUGAACAUGGACACCGCAUUCCCUAACACGUAUCGGUUGAUAGAGGAGGACGACCAACAAGGUUCCCUGUAUUUUGGGGACGCGGCCAACGAGUCCUUUCUUCACAAGAUCCGUCAGCUCGUUGCUCAGACGCUGGGGCCUUGCCCGUUUGUCGAGCAGCCGAUACAAUACCAUACCAACCGCGAUUCCAUCUGCCCAGUUUCAAUGUCCGAUCCGCCCCCGAAGCCAAGCCAUUCGCAUGCAAAGCAGCUGAUGAAUUGGGGUUUGCAAUCUACAAGUCAUUUGCUGGGUGCUCUAGACGAAUCAGAGGUUCAGACACAAAUAGACAAGUGGCUGCAGCAGCAAGACGACGAUACUGCAAGCCUCUCAUCUGCAAUUUGUUACCUGAUCCUAGCAAAUGGUGCACUUACAUGCCCGGGAGACGAGGAUGCAACCGCCGAAGGGUACUACACAUAUGCGAAACAUCUGACAAAUUUAAAAUCGGACCAAGGGCCAAAUCUCUCAUCGAUCCUCUGUCACAACCUGAUUGCAUUUUAUCAGCUACACUCAGGAAGACGAGACGCCGCGUAUCACUCCAUCGGAGUCGCAAGCCGACUUGCAUGCGCCAUGGGCAUCCACAGAGUGGACAAACCAAACAACAUGAGUCACGCUGAUGCUGCUUUCCGCGAACGUCUCUGGAAAGCAUUACGGCUGUUUGAUACUUUCGCCAGUGGUUCUCUAGGGCGACCUAUCUGCACCUACGAGACUCGCAACACAAAGGCCGACAAGGGCUAUUCUUCUGCUAUCGAUAUGGCAGCUAUCAUAGAAUCCGUCUUGAGAGGCGUCUACGGGCCCUCCAAGGUCUCGAGGCACUUCAUCACAAGCAUGACUCAAGAACAUCGCUCAUGGGCAACUCGCAUGGCUCAUGGUUUAAAGACCGAUGGGUUAGAGUGCGCGGAGCAAGCCAAGGGUUACGAUUCAGCACCUACCCUGGCAUCCUUAAACAUGAAACAGUCAUACUACUGGUCAAUCAUGUUGCUGACUCGGCCUGUGCUGCUUGAUCGAGUGGCGGCACGGGCAAUGCGUGGUGCUCUCAGCGAUAACAGCUAUCGAGACCAAGACGGAGCGGCAACACCUUCAAAUCCCGACACAGCUCUUCUGUAUGCCUCAGUUGAUUCAGCUGUACGCAUAACACGCUUGCUUCAGAGCGUUCUCACGAGGGAGGAUGUACCCAAGCGGUCCCCAUUUCCGGUCCACUCUGCCUUCACUGCUGCUCUGACUCUCGGCGUCGCUACCUUUGCAGACCUGGACCAAGUUUUCCCGCUGCGCUCCAAUUUGGAAAUUGUGCGGCGUUUGCUGCAGAGGUUUGAGAAACAUGAUAGUAUCGCCAGGUACUACUGGCAGGUUGUGCAGCAGCUUCAAUCUGUAUGCGACGAGUACGUGGAGCAGCGGAAUAACCGUAUCGUUGAGAAGCAAAGCCAUUUGGUCGGCGAGCUGUUUGGUAGGCUUCAGGAGAAGACGCCUUUGCCGACACACAACCGUAGGAUUAUGGACGGAGGAUGGCCUGAUGAGGCGGUUGAAGCCCAUGGGGUCCAAGUCCAAACCCCAUUAGCCUCUCCGCCAAACAUCUCUUUGACGGAGGAUUCGGGGCUAGGAGCUGAUCUUACGAGUAUUGGUGGAAGUCUAGACCACCUUUCUAUUGACUUAUUCCAAGAUUCUUCGUUAAUAGACGUCCCGCAUAUAGAAGAUACUUCAGAUGUAGGUAGUAUAGUCUUCUCUGGCUUGAGCUGGUUUUAA
Messenger RNA from Fusarium tjaetaba, 2079 nucleotides. Its product is annotated as fungal specific transcription factor factor. Gene Ontology annotation, cellular component: nucleus. Gene Ontology annotation, biological process: positive regulation of transcription from RNA polymerase II promoter by galactose; DNA-templated transcription. The record is from RefSeq and is a predicted model, not a curated record. Lineage: Eukaryota; Fungi; Ascomycota; Sordariomycetes; Hypocreales; Nectriaceae. The transcript has a single exon. The coding region runs from base 1 to 2079 and encodes 692 amino acids. Gene Ontology annotation, molecular function: zinc ion binding; DNA-binding transcription factor activity, RNA polymerase II-specific; RNA polymerase II cis-regulatory region sequence-specific DNA binding.